Messenger RNA from Talpa occidentalis (Iberian mole), 1612 nucleotides. It is a transcript of the gene ATP6V1C2, whose product is annotated as ATPase H+ transporting V1 subunit C2. The transcript is spliced from 15 exons. Bases 134 to 1447 code for a protein of 437 amino acids. Gene Ontology annotation, biological process: proton transmembrane transport. NCBI's taxonomy places the organism in Eukaryota, Metazoa, Chordata, Mammalia, Eulipotyphla, Talpidae. The record is from RefSeq and is a predicted model, not a curated record. Gene Ontology annotation, cellular component: lysosomal membrane; vacuolar proton-transporting V-type ATPase, V1 domain. Gene Ontology annotation, molecular function: proton-transporting ATPase activity, rotational mechanism.
CCCGGGCAAUCAGGGCAGGCUCACGCCCACAUGGACGGGAGGUGAGCUCCUCUGCCCAGGUGUGUGCUCCAAAACGCAGGUGAACCUGUUGCGUCGCUUUCCGCAGUUCCUGGAUCAAAGAAGACUGGGAAGCAUGUGGGAGUUUUGGUUAAUUUCUGUCCCUGGUGAUGAGGAGAAUUUACAGGCUAUUGAGAGGAUGAAAACAGUGACCUCCAAGUCCAACCUGUCUUACAACACCGAGUUCUCGAUUCCUGACUUCAAGGUGGGGACCUUGAAUUCCCUUAUCCGCCUCUCUGACGAGUUGGGGAAACUCGAUACCUUUGCUGAAAGCCUCAUCCGGAAAACGGCGCACAGCGUGGUGGAGGUGAUGGAGGAUGCCAAGGAGAAGGUGCAGGAGAACCUCCUGGCCAACGGAGGUUUGAAGGAAAAAAUGAAAUGCUUGAAGAUUGACUUACCGUCCUUUGUGACCCACUUUGAAUGGAACAUGGCCAAAUACCCUGCCAAGCAGCCGCUGGCCAGUGUGGUGGAUACUCUGGCAAAGCAACUGGCACAGAUCGAGACCGACGUGAAGUCCCGCACGGCUGCUUACAACACUCUGAAGACAAACCUGGAGAACCUGGAGAAGCGGUCCAUGGGGAACCUCUUCACGCGGACGCUGAGUGACAUUGUAAGCAAAGAAGACUUCGUGCUGGAUUCCGAGUACCUGGUCACGCUGCUGGUCAUCGUUCCCAAACAGAGCUACGUGCAAUGGCAGAAAACCUACGAGUCCCUCUCGGACAUGGUGGUCCCGCGGUCGACCAAAUUGAUUGUUGAGGACGGCGAGGGCGGCCUCUUCACCGUGACUCUGUUUCGAAAAGUGAUCGAUGACUUCAAAUCCAAAGCCAAAGAGAACAAGUUCACUGUCCGUGAAUUUUAUUAUGAUGAGAAAGAAAUUAAAAGAGAAAGGGAGGAGAUGACCAGGUUGCUGUCUGAUAAGAAGCAACAGUAUCAAACUUCCUGUGUUGCUCUUAAAAAGGGAUCAUCCUCCUUCCCGGACCACAAGGUUAAGGUAACCCCGCUAGGUAACCCCACUAGGCCUGCUGCGGGGCAGACCGACCGAGGGAGAGACAGUGAGGGCGAGGGUGAGGGCCCCCUGCUGCACUGGCUCAAGGUGAACUUCAGCGAAGCCUUUAUCGCCUGGAUCCACAUCAAGGCGCUGAGGGUGUUUGUGGAGUCCGUGCUCAGGUACGGGCUCCCAGUGAACUUCCAGGCGGUGCUCCUGCAGCCUCACAAGAAGUCAUCGACCAAGCGCUUGAGAGACGUUCUGGACUCGGUCUUCAGACACCUGGACGAGGUAGCUGCUGCGAGCAUCCUGGACGCGUCGGUGGAGAUCCCUGGGAUACAACUCAACAACCACGAGUACUACCCUUAUGUCUACUUCCACAUCGACCUCAACCUCCUGGACUGAAGGGUGAGGGACGCGCAGCCUCCUACUCAGCGCCCACAGGGGCUCCUUCCAGAGCUGGAGAACAGUUUGUCCUACAGAGUGUAGAUUUUCAGAGAAGCUGCUCACAAGAGUUAGUGACAGUUGUAUUUAUUUUUUUUAAGUUACAAUAAAUGCUCACUCCUUUGA